CUAGCAGCAGCUGUACGAGCUCAGCGCAGGCCAGGCGACGGCGCCUUUAAGAGGGAGAAAACGAAACAAUAAACCGUUCGUGGUGUGUCAAUGUUGUGCGGACAAUGAAUUUAGUCGAUAUGGUUUUGAUCAAACUCUUGCUAUUGUUAUACUGUAUACGGAAUACCAAAGGUCAACUGGGCACGCCGCUGAACAAGUACAUCCGGCACUAUGAGGGCCUGAGCUAUGACACCGACGCGCUGCACGGCAGCCACCAGAGGGCCAAGAGAGCGGUGGCCCACGAGGACAAGCACGUCCACCUGGAGUUCAGUGCUCACGGGAGACACUUUAAUCUGCGCAUGAGGAGAGACACAACGCUGUUUGCUCCAGACCUGAAAGUGGAGGUCUCUGGGGAAGAGCUGCCCUACGACACCUCACACAUCUACACAGGAGAGCUCCACGGUGAGAAGGGCAGUCUGACCCACGGCUCCAUCAUUGAGGGGAGGUUCGAGGGCUUCAUCCAGAGUCACCAGGGCACCUUCUACGUGGAGCCAGCCGAGCGCUACCUCAAGGACCGCAGAGUUGCCUACCACUCCGUCAUCUACCACGAGGAUGACAUCCAUUACCCCCAUAAAUACGGGGCAGAGGGAGGAUGUGCUGAUGAAUCCAUUCUGGAGAAGAUGAGGAAGUACCAGGCGACUGGCAUAGACGAACCUGACAACCAUGAUGACGAUGAGCGGUCCGAUGGCCCUUUGAUUCUGAGGAAACGACGUGCUGCAUCCAAAGAGCAAAACACAUGCCAGCUGUACAUUCAGACUGACCACCUGUUCUUCAGAUACUACGGCACUAGAGAGGCCGUCAUCGCCCAGAUCUCCAGCCAUGUAAAAGCCAUUGACUCCAUUUACCAGAGCACAGACUUCCUGGGCAUUCGAAACAUCAGCUUCAUGGUCAAAAGAAUCAGGAUCAACACCACUAUAGAUGAGAAGGAGAGGUCCAACCCAUUCCGGUUUCCCAACAUCGGCGUAGAGAAGUUUCUGGAGCUGAACUCGGAGCAGAACCAUGACGACUACUGCCUGGCCUACGUCUUCACCGACAGGGACUUUGACGACGGUGUGCUGGGACUCGCCUGGGUCGGGGCGCCCUCAGGCAGCUCAGGCGGUAUCUGUGAGCGGAGCAAACUGUACUCUGAUGGGAAGAGGAAGUCUCUGAACACCGGCAUCAUCACCGUCCAGAACUACGCAUCCCACGUGCCCCCCAAAGUCUCCCACAUCACCUUCGCACACGAGGUCGGACACAACUUCGGCUCACCGCACGACUCGGGCCUGGAGUGCACCCCUGGCGAGGCCAAAGUGCAGGAUAAGAAGGAGCGUGGCAACUACAUCAUGUACGCACGCGCCACCUCCGGGGACAAGACCAACAACAACAAGUUCUCCAUCUGCAGCGUCCGCAACAUCACGCAGGUGCUCGAGAAGAAGAGGGGCAGCUGCUUCGUCGAGUCUGGCCAGCCUAUCUGUGGCAAUGGCCUGGUGGAGGCCGGCGAGGAGUGUGACUGCGGCUACAGUGACCAGUGCAAGGACAUGUGCUGUUUCGAUGCCAACCAGCCAGAGGGCACCAAGUGCAAGCUCAGGCCAGACGCACUCUGCAGUCCUAGCCAGGGUCCGUGCUGUACCCGUGAGUGCAACUUUAGGGGCAGCACUGCCAAGUGCAGGAACGACAGCGAGUGUGCCCACCAGGGCAACUGCAACGGCCUGACCGCCCAGUGCCCUGCGUCUGCCCCCAAAGCAAACUUCACCAUCUGCCACAGCGAGACGCAAGUCUGCAUCAACGGGGUGUGCUCUGGGUCUAUCUGCUCUAAGUAUGGGCUGGACGUGUGCACAUGUGCCAGUAAGGAGGGCAAGGACGAGAUGGCAGAGCUGUGCCACGUCUGCUGCAUGGAAAAGAAUAAGCCAGAGACCUGCAGCAGUACAGGGUCUGAGAAGUGGGUGCACAACUUCCAGAACAAGGUGAUCACGCUGCAGCCGGGCUCGCCCUGCAACGACUUCAAGGGCUACUGCGACGUCUUCAUGAAGUGUCGCCUGGUGGACGCCGACGGACCCCUCGCCCGGCUCAAGAAGGCCAUCUUCAACCCCGAGCUCUACGAGAACAUCGCCGAGUGGAUAGUGGCUUACUGGUGGGCGGUGUUGUUGAUGGGCAUUGCACUCAUCAUGUUGAUGGCUGGGUUCAUUAAGAUCUGCAGCGUACAUACACCGAGCAGCAACCCCAAACUACCCCCUCCCAAACCACUACCAGGUACGCUGAAGCGGCGGAGGCCUCAGCACGCCCAGGCGCAGACCCAGCCCCAGCGGCAGAGGCAGCCCAGAGAGAGCUACCAUAUGGGGCAGCUGCGGCGCUGAGCCCCCCCCUGCCGCCCCGCGCCUUGCCUUGGUUCUUCUAGUGCCUACCCUGGGAACAGUCCACUCCAAAGAGCUACUAGCAGUCAGUCAGUCAGCCCGGACGACACAACAACCCACUUCAGCAGCGUACACACACGCACACACACACACGCACACAGGCUUACUCACAAACAGACAAAUGGCUAUAGCAUCAACACACACACACACACACACACACACACACACACACACACACCUUCCAACCAACCUGUGGUCCGCUCUGCUUUCUGUUUGUUUUUUUUGUUUUUUGUUCGUUUACCUCUCUGUGUGAGUCAGCGGUCGGAGCGAGAGACCUGAAGCCACUGCUGUACAGACUACAGGCAGAGAGCAGAGGAUGACAAGAAAGACCUGCAUGAAGAAGAAGAAGAGGAGGAGUGAAGUGGCGGAAGAGGAAGCUGUCGUUUUCUGACCUCCACUCUUCCUGUUUAUCUGCUCUGCUCCCCACUGUGGCUCCUGAUCCCACAUCACCGGAUUACACCUUUUCUUUUCUUCCGCUGCAGAGACAAACGAGAGGGUUCCUUUUUUCUCUCUUUUUUUUUUUUGCUCUUUGGAUCCUUUUUUUAAUCCCUCAGUGUGUGUGGGGAGAUAAAGCAGUGCUGGUCACAUGGGACCACCAUCAGCCAAUCACGGCCAAGGGGGCGUGGCUUGACAUAGAGCUCAGAAUGGGCGGGACUUGAUAAUCAUUUUUUUGCCAAUGUAAUUUAAGAGGCGGAGUUAUUUUAAAGAUCAGAGAAUCAAGUGUACCACAAACUGCAGGCUUAUAUUCCUCUCGCUUCCAUGGGCUGUGCUUUUCUGUUCUUCUUUUCUGAUUUCCUGCGUGCAAUUGUACAGAUAUGGCAAAGUAGAUAUGUUUUAUUAUUGUUUGUUUUGUUUUGGGGUUCUUUUUGGGGUUUUUGUUUUUGUUUUUCUUUCUUUUCUUCUGAAUAUGUUUCAUUUUUGUCUGCUGUUUCAUGAAGAUUUAUUUACUGUUUUGACUCUCAGGAUUAUAAAAGACAAAUAAAGAAAUGAGUGAAUGAUAGAGAGACCAGAGAAGAGAGGAGAAGAGGAAGAGACAGAGAGAGGACAGGAAAGGAGAAGAGAGGAGAGACACUCACAUCUGACCAGCAGGCUUAUCAUGUUACUUUUUUUAGAAAUCUACACAGUGUGUGAGUGUGUGUGAGAGAGAGAGAUAGAGAUGGAGGGGGGAGGAGAGACCUCUUUAGAGUUAAAACUACAGCCAUGUGCACAGCCUGGAAACAGGAAGUGGGAGGAGUCAGUGGCACAGAGGGGCAGGGCCUUAAGAGUUGCACAUGCCCAGUAGGGUUCAGUGUGUACUGAUGAUUGUAGAUGCAUAGCAUUUGGUCUGACCUUGAACUGUCAUCAUCAUCAUCAUCAUCGUCAUCAUUGUAAGGAUGGUUUUAUGGGAUGUUUUUACGGCACUGACUUGAGUUCAGUUGUGUGGUGUUGUGCUGCCUCCUCUCAUCUGCGACUGCCAUGUCAACUGUCAAUUAUAUGAGCCACUGUCAGCAAAAGAUUGUCCAGUCUCUCCCCUAGAGGAGCAGAGAGAAAGCAGAGAGAGAGAGAGAGAGAGAGAGAGAGAGAGAGAGAGAGAGAGCGACAGAGAGAGGUAGAGAGAGAGAAAUUCACUUCAUUAUUGUUUGUAUUGUCUUCUCAUUGACGGCUGCCCUGAUGUAACUCCAGCUUUAGUUUUUGUUUCCCUGUAUAAGCUUUAGUGAUGGUUAGAUGAAACUUCACAUUACUUAUGUGUCUGUCUGUGUGUGUGUGUGUGUGUGUGUGUGUGUAAAAGUGUUAGAUGAACCAUGCUGUGUGUCCUUCACAUCACGUCUUUUCUAACCUCACCACAGGACAGCCACCUCCACUCAGCGCUCAUAACCACUUCAUCACUCUUUAUCACUCGUCCUCUUCCUCUCUCUCUCACAGCAUCAGGUUGUUGUUUCCACUGAAUGUCCAGUAAGAAUGUGAUUGCAGCUCCAUCACUGACCUCCUGCUUCUGACGGCCUGUGUGCUUGUGUAGUUGACUCUGCUGUAGGCUGGACUGGUUUGCACCGAGCAAACGGACUUUCUGUUUCGGCUGGUGCAUUGAUUGAUUUGAUGUUUGGUUAUUGAUUGAUUGAUUCAUUUGAUUUGAUUGAUUGAUUGAUUAUUUGAUUGAUUGAUUGAUUGAUUGAUUGAUUGAUUGAUUUGUGUUGAAAGUACUGCCGCGAAGAGAUCGAAUGCAAAUAGCUGUUCUUAUUGUUUUUUUUUUUGUUUUUUUUUUAUCAAGUGUCCAUCUUUUCUGGCUGAAGUCCUGUAUCUCCCUUCCCCAAGCCAGUAGGUCAGUGGGCACGAGACAGUGGGCACGAGACAGGGCAACCUGGUGCAGCAGAAGUUUAUAUGCUCUGUGUGUGUGAGAUCCUUUCCAUCUUUCUCUCGGAAGAUCACCAUAGCAACCCACCACGGCUGGGUCUCCUUGAGAGCACCUUCUGACCUCUGACCUCCAUGGAGAGGUGAUGGUGCACAGAAACAGCAGAGGUUUUUUUUAGGCUGCACAAGAAGGUCAAGAGUGGCAGUGAAUGACUUUCCUGUUUUUUGUUUGUUUGUUUGUUUGUCUGUUUUUGUCAGCAUGUGUUACUUGGACACUCUCUCUCUCCCUCCCUCCUUCCCUCUGUCUGGGUGCUAUGUGAUGACGUUGAGUUUGCUCACUCACCUCUCACCUCUGCAUGUGGAGUUGGGCGAGAACAAGUCUCAGAGCAGACAAGAGCCAGAGUCAUGCCUGAAUUCCUCUCCUCCUGCUUCUUACUUCCUGUUUCCUGUUUCUUCUCCCCUUCCUCUCAUCCGUGCCCUGGGCUGCAGACUGGUUAGCGCUCAUGUAGCCUAGCGCUCAUGUAGCCUCCUCUAUGCUGAUACAUCCAUCCAUCCACUUCAGUUGGGUUUCUGUUAGGUUUUGUUUAUCUCUUCUGUGGUAAUAGUUUGGGGGGUGGGGGAGGGCUCUUUCUUAAAUAUUGUGUUUCUGCUGGGAAACUGCACUGAGAGGAGAAAUGAAUGCAUAGGUAAAAUUUUGGGACAAGGGUUUUUUUAGAGGGGAUGGGGUGCAUUGAUGAGUUUGGAAUAGAGGGUAAGAGGUGAAAGUCUGAUACUACUGUCUGAUUUUAAAAAGCCGCUGUGUUUUAUACAGUAUCUACUUUCUUGUUUUUGUUUGUUUGUUUGUUUUAAACUUUUUUUUUUCUUUUUCUUCCAUCGCGCUCACUUUGGAAAUUUUUACUAAAUUUGCAAAAAGUAUUGUGCAAAGAUAUGUAAUUUUUGAAGUACUUGAAAAUGCAUUAAUAAAAAUAGAAUUUGA
Messenger RNA from Alosa sapidissima (American shad), 5730 nucleotides. It is a transcript of the gene adam10a, whose product is annotated as ADAM metallopeptidase domain 10a. The transcript is spliced from 16 exons. Gene Ontology annotation, cellular component: plasma membrane; synaptic membrane. Lineage: Eukaryota; Metazoa; Chordata; Actinopteri; Clupeiformes; Clupeidae. Bases 105 to 2372 code for a protein of 755 amino acids. Gene Ontology annotation, molecular function: metalloendopeptidase activity involved in amyloid precursor protein catabolic process. Gene Ontology annotation, biological process: Notch signaling pathway; membrane protein ectodomain proteolysis. The record is from RefSeq and is a predicted model, not a curated record.